Dermacentor silvarum is the source of this 786-nucleotide messenger RNA. Its product is annotated as shematrin-like protein 1. The record is from RefSeq and is a predicted model, not a curated record. Bases 505 to 759 code for a protein of 84 amino acids. The transcript has 2 exons. Lineage: Eukaryota; Metazoa; Arthropoda; Arachnida; Ixodida; Ixodidae.
ACCAGCCUCGCAACGUGCGCGCACACGUCGCCGGUGUCCCAGGAACGGGGAUGACGCUGCCCGAUAAGUGGCGACCUUGAAAGAGACAAAGAGAGCGGUUCGCAAAUGGCCCGCACAGGUGCAAGGGGAAACGCGCGGAACCGAGCCCUUCCGAAGAAGCGAGCCGUUGCCUCUGCUCUGCAUGGAGACGCUGCCGCAGAAGCGUGGAGGCCCCGAGGCCCCCUGUGAAAGAUCGUUCGGGCGGGCAAACACUCGGCGGUACGCGGUGCGCUGCGGCUUCGGCCUGCCGGCGGGCAGGGAGAUCCACUUGCCCCCCCCCCCCCCCCCCCUUUGCCCCUUCGGGGGCAUUCCUCGACACGGACAUUGGCUCCUCCUUUCUCUACGAGGGGCCUGGUUGCAUAAAAGGGCCCCGAGUCCGCCGGUAGAAAGAGUGUUCCUCAAACCUGCCCCGUGGAACAGACGGUCCGUUUUCCGUUUCCUGAGCACUUGGAUCUUCAAACAGCCAUGAAAGCAGCGUUCUUCGUCAUCCUGUCGCUGGCGCUCGCAGCAGCAGCCUUCGCUACCAUCGGCGUAGGUCUGAACCUCGGCUAUGGUGCCGCUUCGCCGUAUGGUGGAUAUGGUGGAUACAGACCAUACGGCUACAGGCCCUACGGCUACGGUGGUUAUGGUUACGGCUACAGACCCUACGGCUACGGCGGCGUCGGUUACGGUUACAGGCCAUACGGCGUCGGCUACGGCUACCCCGGCUACGUUGGCUAGUGCACUGCCACCGCAAUGUGCACGUUU